CUACACGAAGAAGAAGCAGCGCGAGGCGGCGGCGCGUCGAGAGGGAAAUCCAAAAACAACUCCGCCAACAAGUAAAUCUUGUGAGAAGUUUAACCGCUCAGAGCAGAGGAGGACAUCAGCUGGGAAACAAUGCAAAGGGCUUCCCGUUUGAAGCGUGAACUUCAGAUGUUGAGCACCGAUCCUCCUCCCGGGAUCACAUGCUGGCAGACCGAGGAACGGAUCGACGACCUCCGGGCACAGAUAGUAGGAGGAACAGGUACUCCUUAUGAAGGUGGAGUCUUCUCCCUUGAGGUCAAGAUACCAGAGAGAUAUCCAUUUGAGCCUCCAAAAAUGCGAUUCUUGACCCCAAUCUACCACCCAAACAUCGACACCUCGGGGCGUAUCUGUCAUGAUGCUCUCAAACUACCACCAAAGGGUGCCUGGAAGCCGUCUCUGAACAUCUCCACUGUUCUUACCUCGAUUCAGUUGCUCAUGGCUGAGCCCAAUCCAGAUGACCCACUGAUGGCAGAUAUCUCUUCAGAGUUCAAAUACAACAAACACGUGUUUGUGGAGAAGGCCAGGAGGUGGACACAGGAACAUGCAGUUCAGAAGAACACUGGAGUUGCAGAGAACGACAAAGAAAACACUCCAGAUCAGAAAGUCCCUCCAAAACGAGAUGCGUUCUCUCAACAGGAGACAGAAAAACCAGCAAAGCGACCUUGUGUGUAGCUUCAACAUCGUUGCACAUCUGUUGACUCUUUGUGGUUUGAAUCUGCAAUUUAGUAUUAAUGCUGCCUUUCAUUUAUUACGUAUAAUCCGUAGGUUUUGCACAUGUAUACACAAUCUGUAUUGUAAUUGUAAUAAAGUUAAAUAAUGUUGUGUGUCA
Messenger RNA from Nothobranchius furzeri (turquoise killifish), 865 nucleotides. It is a transcript of the gene ube2t, whose product is annotated as ubiquitin-conjugating enzyme E2T (putative). The record is from RefSeq and is a predicted model, not a curated record. NCBI's taxonomy places the organism in Eukaryota, Metazoa, Chordata, Actinopteri, Cyprinodontiformes, Nothobranchiidae.